AUGCCUCCGCAAAUAGUAUUCUUAAAGCUCUCUCCGACACAGACCAUUCCUCUUAAGAUAUUUAUUAACAAAUCAUUCCCCUCAUCAUCAUCGACUUCCUCAUCAUCGGCUUCUGCGUCUAAAUCAUUAGCAAUAAAUUCAAAGUCCCUAAUAACACUCCAUAAUGCUCCCAUAAAUUACUUCCAUAUCCGAUUGAGUGAUAACUAUCUCACGCGAGUACUUGAAGAUGUUCAACCCUGUUUGAACUUAAUUCUCUUUACGGCUCUGCUCGAUAAAAUUUACCCCAAGAAAUCAGGAACUAAUGAUACUUUGAGCUUCUCGUCAUCAUCAUCGUUAUUUAAUGAUCCAUUACUGGCAUUGACCACAGACAAUACAGGUUCUGGUAGUCAUUCUCAUUCCCCAUCCAAGUUCAAAUUCAAAUUAUGUGUGAGUCUUAAUCUUAUAAUCAAUCUUCGAAUACGGUUUAAUAAACUAUCUACUGCAGAUAUACUACAUUUACAAAAUAUAGGUAUUCUACUGGGAUCAAGUCCAAAGUUCAAAUUAAUGAAAAGAGAUCCUCAAUAUAGUCUACUAUUGAAAUCACAGCUGUUUAAACUGUCUACACAACAUAAUAAUAAGCAACAAGAUACUGAUCCUAUAAUACUAGUGGAGGAUGAAGAUCAAGAUAUAGUACCCAGUGAUCUGGACAAUUUGGAUAAUGUAGAAGAUAUAGAUCAAUCGGAUGAUAUGAAGAAAUCGAAAGAUGGAAUGUUUCGAGUCCCUUCUGAAGGAGGAGAUGACUUUUUACUUGUGUUAGAGCAAUUAAUACCCAAAUUAAAUAAUUCAGGUAUAUCAGUUAAUGAUAUAUAUGUAAGCGAUAAACCAACUGAGAAGGGUCAAUUGGCUAAUUCGUUGUGCGGAAAAUCAGUGAACGAAUUAGGGUUAAAGCAUGGAGAUCUCUUGUUUGUCAGUUAUGAGUCAGGAGAUGCGACUACAGCUUCUAAUAAUACGGGGCAAGGUUCAGUAACGGUUAAUUCAAUGAAUCAUGUAUCAAUUAAACCAAUCCUGAUACCAUCUUCAGGUCCAUUAACAUCCAUAAAUCAACUCCCAGUUGAUGACUAUUUGGAAAAGCAAGAUGGACUUAUUAAAAGACCCUUAACGAGAUUUUGUCAGCAUGGUGCUAAAGGUAUGUGUGAAUAUUGUUCACCAUUACCUCCAUGGGAUAAAGAAUAUCAUAAGAAAGAGAAUAUUAAACAUACAUCAUUUCAUGCUUAUCUUAAAGAGAUUAAUGAAGUUAAGAAUAAUAAAUUUAAUAAUAGUUCAUAUAUGGCUCCACUUGAUGAACCCAAUUAUAAGAUUGAUUUAAAUUGUAGUUCAGGAUCUCAUAAACCAUAUCCAAGAGGGAUAUGUUCUAAAUGUCAACCGAAUGCAAUUACUCUUCAACUUCAAAAGUUUAGAAUGGUAGAUCAUGUUGAAUUUGCUCAUUCAUCAAUUAUGGAUAAAUUCAUUAAUGUAUGGAGACAUACAGGAGUACAAAGAUUUGGAUAUUUAUAUGGUAGAUAUGAACCAUUUGAAAAAGUUCCAUUAGGUAUUAAGGCAGUAGUAGAAGCUAUUUAUGAACCACCUCAAUCAGGAGAAUUAGAUGGAAUUACAUUAUUACCAUGGGAAAAUGAAGCUCAAGUGGAUGAAAUAGCUGCCAAGUUAGGAUUAUAUAAAGUGGGAGUAACAUUUACUGAUUUAACUGAUAGUGGAUUAAAGGAUGGGACAGUAUUAUGUAAAAGACAUAAAGAUUCAUAUUUCUUAAGUAAUUUAGAAAUUUUAAUGGCUGGUAAAUUUCAAAUUAAUCAUCCUAAUAAAACUAAAUGGAGUUCAUCAGGACAAUUCUCUUCAAAAUUUGUUACCUGUGUAAUUAGUGGAGGAUUAAAGGGACAAAUUGAACCUCGAUCAUAUCAAGUAUCAAUUGAAGCCGAAUCAUUAAUUAAAGCCGAUAUAAUCACAGGUUCAACUCAACCUUCACAAGUUUAUGUUAAUUCCAAUAAUGAUACAAGAUAUGUUCCUGAUAUUAAGUAUCUGAAAUUAAAUGAAUAUGGACUUGAAGUUAAAUCAGAUGCAAAACCUACAUUUCCAGUAGAAUUUUUAUUGGUAUCAUUAACAGAUUCAUUCCCAUUAAAUCCUACCCCAUUAUUUAGUGCUGAUAAAUCAUCAUUCACUAUUGAAAAUAGAGAAUUUAUGGGAGAAUUACAGAAUUUACAUACAGCUUAUAAAUAUCUUAAUCAAGACUUUGAUCAAGAAUCAUUACUUAAUUUCCAUUUCAUUAUUUACUUAUUUAAAUCUAAUAUACUUGGACAUGAUGAAUUGGAGACAUUAAUUAAGUAUGUGGUCAAUAAGGAGUACACUGACUAUUUGCAAUUGAUUGAGAGUCCAGGAUGGAUGACACUUCUUACGAUACUUGAACAGAGUAACUAA
Messenger RNA from Scheffersomyces amazonensis, 2445 nucleotides. It is a transcript of the gene NPL4, whose product is annotated as Npl4p. Bases 1 to 2445 code for a protein of 814 amino acids. Gene Ontology annotation, biological process: double-strand break repair via single-strand annealing, removal of nonhomologous ends; ubiquitin-dependent protein catabolic process. The record is from RefSeq and is a predicted model, not a curated record. The transcript is spliced from 2 exons. NCBI's taxonomy places the organism in Eukaryota, Fungi, Ascomycota, Pichiomycetes, Serinales, Debaryomycetaceae. Gene Ontology annotation, cellular component: nucleus. Gene Ontology annotation, molecular function: flap-structured DNA binding; ubiquitin protein ligase binding; ubiquitin binding.